AUGCAGUGUGACCAAAACUCCAGACAUGCACAUGUGCAGCAUAAACCUUUUGUGAAGUCUAUCGGUGGCAGCCGCACUGACCAAGCCUCAGACACUUCCACAUCUUCCUCCUCCUUUUCCAGUCUUGGAGGUUUUGUGGACUUUACUUUCACGCAGGAGCCUCAGGACACGGUGACGGUGCGAGGAGGCGUUCUGCAGCUCGACUGCCAGGCACAGUCUGACGCAGUGAUGGGUCCUCUCACCAUCAUGUGGCGUAAAGACGGCGUGCUGCUGAGCGCCGUGGUGGACGAGCGGCGGCGGCAGCUGGAUAACGGCUCAUUGCUGGUGCAGAAUGUGGUGCACUCGCGGCACCACCGGCCAGACGAGGGGGUGUACCAGUGCCUGGCCACGCUGGACGGACUGGGGAGCAUCGUAAGUCGAACUGCCAAGGUGACUGUGGCCGGACCUCUGAAGGUGGUCGUCCCCACUGAGUCGGUCUCCUCAUACCUCGGUGACACAGCACUUCUCCGCUGUGAGGUCUCCGGAGACCCGACACCCAUCAUCCGCUGGCAGAAGAACCGGGAGGACCUGCCGGGGGCCUUUGACCCCGACUCCCGUCUAGCGGUGCUGCCGUCCGGCUCGCUGCAGGUCAGCCGUGUCCAGCCACCGGAUUCAGCCACUUACCGCUGCUUGGCCGACAACCCUGGCAGCACCAGGACGGGAUCGGACGCCGAGCUGCGAGUGCUCCCAGAACCUGGGGUGAGCAGGAACCUCCAGUUCCUCCAGCGUCCAUCCAGAGUCAUGUCUCUGCUGGGAACUGAUGCUGUGCUGGAAUGUUCUGCCUCUGGGUACCCGACUCCAAGCAUCCAGUGGAGGAGAGGAGAGGAGCUGAUCCACAGCUGGAAUAAGAAGUACUCCCUGCUGGCGGGCAGUAAUCUGAUCAUCAGGAGCGUCACUGACGAUGACUCCGGCAGCUACAGCUGUACCGCCUCCAACAAGAACCACAACAUCACUGCACACACAGAGCUCAGCGUGCUUGUCCCUCCUCAGUUCCUGAACUACCCGACCAACACGUACGCUUACGAGUCCACCGACAUCGAGCUGGAGUGCGCCGUGACGGGAAACCCUCAGCCGACAGUCCGCUGGAUGAAGAAUGGAGAGGAAGUCAUCCCCAGCGACUACUUCCAGAUUGUUGACGGCAGCAACCUGCAGAUUCUGGGUUUGGUCAAAUCAGAUGAAGGAUUUUAUCAGUGUGUCGCUGAAAACUCAGCCGGCCGCUCACAGGCCAUGGCUCAGCUGCUGCUGCGAGAUCCAG
Messenger RNA from Paralichthys olivaceus (Japanese flounder), 1294 nucleotides. The record is from RefSeq and is a predicted model, not a curated record. NCBI's taxonomy places the organism in Eukaryota, Metazoa, Chordata, Actinopteri, Pleuronectiformes, Paralichthyidae.